CGCAUUCUUCCAAAUGCAUGCAUGAGGGGGAUGCCUGUUUGGUUGAAGAACUUGCAGUCUAGCGUUCGUUUCGGCGAACAUCUGCUUCGACUGCAGACAAACUUCAUUCUGGGUCUAGCGGGAGCUGGUCGCUAUGACGUCAGUGUCGUCUGCGUAGAAUCCGAGAGUAUACGGAAUCUGAACCGCGUGUACCGGAACGUGGACCGGGCAACUGACGUUCUCGCAUUCCCGUACCAUGAGGACACGGAACCUGGUGCCCUGCCGCCUGUACAGGAAGAAAGGGAGGAAGAUUACAAUUUGGGCGAUGUGAUUCUGGGGAUUUCGGUGAUAAGGGAGGAGUGUGAGAGGGAGGGGGUGAAGCUAGGGCACAGACUGCCAGUCAUCUUUACUCAUGGUCUCUGUCAUCUACUGGGCUACCGUCACUCCACACCGUCCCUUACCGAGCAGAUGUACAGAAGAGAGAAGGCCCUACUGACUGCAUUCAAUAACUCAUUUGGCACACAUGUCGCUCCUCUAACUUCAGAAACAAAUUACUGAUUAUCGUCAGAACAUUAACGACACACUUUACAAUUGCACACAGAGUAGUGAACAGAAGUAAUAUAGAACAUUGUUGCAUAAUAAUAAUCAUCUCUCCAUAUAAUAAAAAUGAAACAUAAAUCUGUUUUCAAAUGUGCACGUUUUGUUUCUUGGGGAUGUGCAUCAAAAAACUGGGGAAGGUGGGGUGGGGUGGGGUGUGCCGAGUCAGCAGAAAUUCAGUCAGAAAUCGAUGUAAGCAUCGCCCAUGGACACCCCCGAUCGUGGGGGGAUGGGUGGACAAACGUUCCUCUGAGGGCUCGCCCCUCCAUUAGCGGCGUCUUCAGGGAGAUGAUCGUAGCUGCUCUGUGAAGUUUUUCGCGAGGGUGGAUCCAGAUGAUCGUAGCUGGAGCGGAACAGGUGGGGGCUCCUCUUCCCCUUGGAGUACGGGGAUGAGGAGGGGGAGGGGGAGGAGUGGAAGGAAUUUGCCACCACGCGACCGUCCUGGUCCAAGACCAGAUCAGCCGAGGUCCCGAUCCCAGAAUCCUUACUCGGGAAGAACUUCUCUUGACUGGAGCUAGUCGAACCACCGGAGCCAACUCU
Molecule: messenger RNA, 1116 nt
Organism: Geodia barretti
Lineage: Eukaryota; Metazoa; Porifera; Demospongiae; Tetractinellida; Geodiidae
Source: the annotation of a GenBank genome assembly